Molecule: messenger RNA, 1062 nt
Organism: Symbiodinium sp. CCMP2456
Lineage: Eukaryota; Dinophyceae; Suessiales; Symbiodiniaceae
Source: the annotation of a GenBank genome assembly
GUCAGUUCGAUCCUGUGAAGGUCUGGAGCCCUUCUGACAAGGAACUGCCGGCGGCGCUGCUCGUGUUUCGCACAUCGGACUUGCCCAUACCAUCCGGCAAGGACAGCUUCAGGCGAUUUGCAGUCGGCGCCUCUUUCGUGGCCACCUUGGUCUUCUGCAACAUCAUCUCAGCUGCCGUAGGCUUCUUAGAGGGCCAAGGUAGCGACAUCCUUGUGGGCCGCUCCGUAGAAGAGGUGACCUACAGUCCCCUCCUCGGGGUGGCGGUCACCCGCCUCGAUCCGGAUGGUGUUGGGCCCGUGGGCUUGGGCCUCGUUCUGAUGCUCUUCGCCCAAGGGUUAGGGCGCGGCCUGGUGGCGGAUCAAUUUGGCGUCGAGGUCCAGGGUGGCUACUUCAUCCCAUCCUCGGCCCUUGGCACUGUCGGGCGCACCUGGACGAUCAAGGGGUUGGCGCCUUCGCGUAAGGUCCAAAUCCAGGUGGCCUUGGGCGGAAUCUACGCCGGCUUCGCCGGAGCCUUCCUGCUCUGCCUGGUGGGCAUUCUCAUGGGCGAUGCCUCCGAUGGCCUGUUGAAGGUGGACGUGACCCGCCUGCCGUUGCUGCUGGCACAGUUAUUGGGCGAUUCUUUCCCAGCAGAUGCAGCGCAGACAGUGCUGGGUCUCGGCAGUGGUGAGGCUGCACCCAGCGUCCCAGCCAGGGUACCGCUCGAUCCGCUUCUCUUCAGCGGCUGUCUGGCUCUCACGACCCAGGCGGUUCGACUCCUCCCUCUUCGGGGCCUCGAUGGGCACUUGCUAGCAAGGUUCUUGUUUGGGCCGCGGCCGAUCCAGCUGCUUGAGCUAGGCACUGGGGUGGUGCUUCUGCUCGGCGCAGUCGGGCGCUUGGGUCCCAACGCCAACGCGGCCGUUUGCAGCUCGGCGCUGUUUGCCUGGGGCGUCUCCUUCUUGGCGGCGACGAGGGAAGCACCGCUGCCGCCGCGCGAAGACUUUGAUGAUGAGCCCGCAGCUUCGCCGCAGCUAGCGGCACUCGCGGUACUGGCCCUCUUCAUCGCUGCCCUGGUGCUGAUCCCAG